AAAGCAGGAAGCGGAAGCGCCGGAGCUGACGAGGACGGCUUCGCAAACAACAGCUGCGGGAUUUCUCUGCGGGUUUUCCCGCAGACGCGUUUCGACGGGCCGCUGCUCCCGCAGGACGGCUGGCCGCUGACAUGUAGACCCGGCUGGGCGGAUUUGGAGGCUCUUCCUUCCUCCGGGAUGAUGGCGUCGGCGCGGCUCUCCGGUUGUUCCGCCUGAGCGCCUCUCUCUCUGCCCCCUCUCGCCUCUCUCCUGCCUCCCUCCGCGGCUUCGCCCUCCGGCCGGGGGUCGGUCUCUCAGCUCGGGGAAUGGCGACACAUGGCGCCGGAGCGUUCCCCGACCCGUCUCAGGCUCCUGGGGAGCGAGCCGAGCUGGUGCACUCGUCGUCUAAAGACACCGCCGGGUCUCCCGACGUCUCCGAGUUGGGGAGCCCUCGCUGCACGCCGAACUUUGACCUCCUUAACAUGGUCGUGUCCUAUAAAAGAAUGGCAUUGUUUCUAGAACCAGUUUCUGAUGCGGUGGAGCUGGCGCGCCUCCUGCUCGGAUGGAGGAUGCCUCUCUGCUCUCUGCUUGUCUGCAUAUUCCUCAAUGUCUUCUUCUGCACCAUCAAUGAAGUGGGGUGGUUCACCGUGACGCUGGUGGCAUUAGCAGUGCCUGCUGCCCUGGGUUACCUGCAGGACAGGUGUGGGGGCAGAGCCUCCGAGUCUGAGCUCCAGAGGAGGCACCAUCACGCCGUGCACCGCCGGGAUCUGCAGACGGUGCACCUCACCAAACAGGAGGCCAUGUUGGAAGUCAAAGACCUGCUGAAGCACUUGGAUGACAUGCUGUCCUCUGCCUGUCAGUCAGCAGAAGCUGUAUAUAAAGUCCUGUACUGGGACAACCACACCAAGUCAUCAAGGUUCUAUGGUGGCAUUAUAAUGGUGGUGUGCCUGCUCUAUUUUGCUCCUGUGGGUUGGGUGCUGGCCGGACUCAACAGCGCCAUCUUCCUGUGGAACCGAGACUUCUGCAGAGUUUUACUGGACAUCAGAAAGCUGUUCCACAUAGGCCCCGUCCAGGCCUCGGAGGGCGUGUGUGAGGAGCAGGAACUCGGCGGUGUGUUGGACCGGACCCCUACGCCAACAAGCCUGGAGGACCUUUCCCCUGGCAGUGUGGAGGAAGCUGAGGAGGCGGAGCCUGAUGAUGAAUUCAAGGAUGCCAUUGAGGAACAUUCAGUUUCCCUCCAGGAAACCCCCUUGGUCUUAGUGGAGGACGAUGAAGGGCCUCUCGUCCCGCCCGAGUUUGACACCAUCUCCGAAAACGGCCUUUUGAGCCGCAACGAACCGAUACGCAGCAAAGUGUCCAAACUGACGGAGAAGCUGCGUAAACGCUACCCCACCACCAGCACAGGAAAUUGCUCAAGCUGCACUGCUGUCUUCUCUGUUUUGAAGAAAAGGAGGAACUGCAGUAACUGUGGCAACAGCUUCUGCUCUCGAUGCUGUUCCUUCAAGGUGCCCAGAUCUUGCAUGGGAGCAACAGCUCCAGAGGCGCAGAGAGAGACCGUCUUUGUUUGCGCUGCCUGCAAUUCUGCUCUCAUCAAGUUACAAUGAGGCGGCGCGUACACAACCAGCAGGAGACGGUUCGUCGUUAUCACCGAACCCCAACCAACAUGCCAGGCUCUUAGAUCUAUCCAAACACCUCCCAUGUGCAAUUCCAGAGCCCCUCUGCCUUUCCUGCCCAGCCUCUUCUAAUGUUGAUGGGAUUCUUUCUGUAAUGUGUUUGGUGUUUUUGGUUUCACUUGUUCAAAAGGACUGGACCUUAUUAAUCAAUGAGAUUUUGUACAGAGCACAAUGACUCUAUGAUCACAGGACCGACUUCCUUCCCUCUCAGUGUCGGAGGCUCGGACGGAGUCUGUGGUGUAGGGAGACACAAAAAGGCUUCAUGGAUGUUGAUGGUUUUUAAUGAUUCUUCUUGGUUUUUUUUUCUUUUUC
Molecule: messenger RNA, 1964 nt
Organism: Salarias fasciatus (jewelled blenny)
Lineage: Eukaryota; Metazoa; Chordata; Actinopteri; Blenniiformes; Blenniidae
Product: protrudin-like
Exons: 14
Coding region: 306-1583 (425 amino acids)
Biological process (GO): protein localization to plasma membrane; neurotrophin TRK receptor signaling pathway; neuron projection development
Cellular component (GO): endoplasmic reticulum tubular network; growth cone membrane
Molecular function (GO): metal ion binding
Source: RefSeq, a predicted model, not a curated record